Molecule: messenger RNA, 3117 nt
Organism: Guyanagaster necrorhizus
Lineage: Eukaryota; Fungi; Basidiomycota; Agaricomycetes; Agaricales; Physalacriaceae
Exons: 5
Coding region: 1-3117 (1038 amino acids)
Source: RefSeq, a predicted model, not a curated record
AUGUCAGGGGCUUUAGAUAUCCGAACUCCACUAUCCAAGCCCGAAGCGAUAUGGCGAAGACACAGACCUAUUAUGGAGUUAACCGUUCCAACAGCUCGCGACGAGGAAGGAAGAAUAUACCAGUUGUCACCGCCGCCGCGAGUCCGUAAGACGCGCCAGGCCUCGACGAGUAGGGCCGUGACACCUAAGGGUCCUCCCCAGUCAACAGCUGAUAUGAACUACCAAGGACAGAACGAUAGUGUGAUCACGAUCCUCCGACCGGGUGGCGCCUCACCAUCUAAGGCGACUUCACACGGCCUCCUGGAUAAACACACUUCUCGGGUUCUGAAUCUGGCACGAGGGGUCGAUUUGUUGCCAGAGAUACGAGAAGAACACGAGCUACUUUCACCUCUUCUUUCUGAGACUUUCAAGAUCGACAUGGAGAGAAAGCGGUUCCACACAAGCCGGCUCGGAGGGGGACCGAGCAGAGGGAAGGGUAAUGAAUCUGCAUCAGCAGGAGGUGAUAGCAAGGUAUUGAUGGCGGUAGGGAGGAGUGAAAAUUCCCAGCAACGGCCACAGCAUCAGUCAAGAUCAUCGCAGACUUCAUCAGAUGUGUUCAAUCCAGGCAAAUUUUUUGAUUCUGUUUUCCGGUUUCAAGUUGAUGGUGAAAGGCUUAAAGACCAACGGUAUGCAGGUUCGCAGAGAGCGGUUGCAUCGCAAUCCAGGUCAUUCGGUGAGCCGACGGUUACUUGGCGAGGGCGAGGAAGCAGAGGAAAGAAGUUGGUAACAGGCAGAGACCAGAAGCUGAAGACUACAGAUAAGACGGUAACUGAGAAGGCAGAUCCAGAAAAUAUGGGGCACAAUUCCAAGGCGUUGGAGCUUCCAGUGUUGGAUAUUCGACGGCAAGAUGCCCCGCGGCUGCCAGAGUUAGACCCUGAUGUCGUCAGACCGCGACCCUUUCUUUCCCACGCCCGAAGGGGGUCGACGUCGUCGUCAUCGUCGUCGAACUCGACGGCGACAGAAUCCUCAUCCAUCCGACCAACAUCCACCUGCGAAGACGCACGAAUUAGCAUAUCAAGCACAGUGUACAACGGCUCCUCCAUGAUGUCGCAUUCCAACAUUUAUUCGCCUGCUGACGACCGCAUAGGAAGUGAUCGAACCUCCUUUAUCGACUUCUUACCAAUACCGAAAGCGAGGACGAUGGCCGACGAACCCUCACCGUCGACUGAAAGGGUGCCGACUGUUGAUGCCCAUGAUUUUCUCACAGUGCACGGCGGCGAGGACGGAUCACGGGCGCGGUCGCCCAAACCCCCUAUCCCCACUACGCCCAAGCCGCAUUUUGGCAAUCGUUCUGUGCCCAGUCUGGCGUUGCGACGACGCCCUUCUCCAUGUACUGGAAGCGAUAAUGAUCUGCCACCAACGACCAACUAUCUCAAAGCAGAAGAGCGGGCUGAACUUAUUCGCAAGUCACGGAAACUUGCACAGGUGUUUGGGCAGACGCCUGGAGCGGGCGUGAUGCCCCAGCAGGAUUCAUGGGUCAGUUUCUUAGACUUGCCUUUGGACGCCACACAUAGAGGCCGCCACCUUCGUGGUACCGCCUCUGUUUCAAAUCCUCUUGCCUUGCCCUCCGACGUCCGUCGCGGCCCUGGACCCCUUCCUGUCUGGCCCCCUCCCGAAGGCACCCAAUACCUGACAGCUUCUGGCCGGCGCCAUUCCACACCUCUCACGCCGGAUGAGUUUUCCUUCCUCCAUGAUACCGGAAGCGACGAUAGGUCCAGCUGCUAUUCGAGGCCAGAAUAUAUCAUCGAGGUUGGAUCUCAGGAAGGAGAACCAUCAACUGAUCUCUCUGUACUCCACGGGGAUGCUGGUGGUGAUGACCCUAAUGGAGAAGACACUACAUCUUUCAUCGACCUAUCUGAGGAAGGGUUGCCUGAUGAUGGUGUUUCGGCCAUCAUCUCAAAUAGCCCUCCGAGGAAGGACGGAAGGCACCGGUCUCCAUCGCCCUCAACUCGCUACCUGUUUCAAUUUGAGCACUUAUCACCGGAGGAGCAGACUGAAGAGCUCAGAAGACGUAAGAGAGAGAAGCUGGCGAAGCUCCAUCGCUUUUUAGGCUCUCGCAUCCCCACCAACCUUGUUCUUGGUAUAGAGGACCCUUUCCUCUCGUUACCACCACCUCCUCUCACCCAAAUGGAUUCCAACGACGAUGCUACUCCCAAGGCUUGGUUGAGGAGGCGUAGGAGUAGCUCAGUUGCCGCUUUCCCUCACUGGUCGGACGAUCAUGACAGGGUCAAAGAGGACCUCAACGACAAAGAGAAGGCGAUUAACGUGCGUCGUGCACAGAAAAUGGAGAAGAUGUUCGGUGUUGCACCGCCGCAAACGCUGUAUCACACCCGACACGGCGCCUCUCCCUCUGCAUCGCUCGCAGGCCUAAGUGCUCCACAGAAGUCUCGUUCUGCCGUGCCAGGCUCUACUCCCAUGGUGUCUCCUCCUUCGUCCCCCAAGAACAUGAACCAGUCUCCAUACAAGAACAAAUCUAGGAAGGAUGAUCGGCCCGGUUCUCCCGAAUCUCAGAAACAUCUUCUAUCGAAACGCAACGACCAGUUCGAUGUCAAUGAAGGCACCUCAGGUCAGAUCAAGCCUCGUGGGAGAAGCGGUUCGCUUGUAUAUACCCAUUACCAACACUCACUUAACUCCUUGGUCGAUAUUAUUGAUAGAGAUGACAGAGAAUCUCUUGCAGAACUGCAUGAGUACCUCAACAGCAAUGAGUCGCCUUCUCCCCCCUUGAAAGAGUUUAUGCUCGCCAGGGACCGUCGCCCAUCCAUCGCCUCCAUCAAAUCAGAGCGUCGUCGCUCACUCCCUGCUCGCACUUCGAUAUCCUCACUCGCAUCAGAGUAUAGCAUAUCCGCCAUCGCUUCGCCCAAACCAGAAGUAACAGAUUUCCAGCUCCGCCGCCGCAGAGCUGCGAAGCUCACAAACUUUUUCGGCGUGGAUUACCGUGAUCUCAUCAGAGAUGUGUUGGACAGUAUCGAGAAUGGUUUGGAGCACGAAAGGAAGAGAGGUACAAUCAACCCUGAAGAAGCAGAGGACUUGCUACAAAAACUGCGGGAAAUCAAGACGAAACGUGAUGGUAUCUUUUGA